GCCUCCACUCCGGACUUUACGGUAAAUGUGGGCUGCGGAGCCGGAGCCUGUGUGUGUCCGACAGAGACGGAGUUGCACCGCAAGACACUGCGCCGAACAGGUCUCGGAUGUUACUCUUUCUUCUGAGCUACGGAUAUUUCAUCUAGCCAGGUGAACGGACGCUGUCUCCCAGGCCUUUGGUCUCCUGACAGUCUUGACGUUAUCCUUGUGGCGUUUGGUGAGAGGAUAAAUUCUGUGGAUCCAGCUUAUAGCCCGUCAUCCCAAGUACCAGACCACACGAGCAGAAGGAGAGAUCCCUUCCCUCUCCCAUCAUCCUGGGCUGCUAGCUAGCACCAGCAUGGCAGACAGUCGACAGCCAGAGGACGGCGCCCCCCAGUGGGACCCCUCAGGGGGGCAGGAGCCUGGCGGCACGCACGGAGCGAAUGGCUUCUCUUCGUCGGCGUACAGGACCUGCCAGCCGGGCGGCGCCCACGUCUCGGCCGCCCCCUACUCUGCCAGGGAGAACGGCUUCAACGGAGAGCUGACCGGAGCUCAGGCGAUAACUGCAGAACAAGUGUCGGCCCGGAUCGUGCAGGAGGUGACGGCAGAGGCUGUGGCGGUGCUGAAAGGGGAGCAGGAGACUCAAAGGCUGCCAUCAGUUGAAGACACCACCAAUUUGCCUCCCUCCCCUCCCCCGUCACCCGCCGCAGAGCACUUUGGUCCCGUGGAACGAGAUGUAGGGGAUGAGGAGGAGGCGGGCCCUCUCCGCCGUUUCCAAAAUUCUCGGGAGAGGUGCAAGUUCCUCGCCCCCUCCAUCUCAGUUUCCGUGCCCGAGGACGACCCCUACCACUCCGACGAGGAGUACUAUGAGCACCCAUUGUUCAGCCCAGAGUGGACGCACUCGGGCUCUCGCCCCGCGGGGCAGGCCGUGGCCUUUAGACAGAUUGAAGAAGAGACCAUGGAGGCUCUUACAGCUGAAUACGAGGAGGAGGUGGAAGAGGAGGAGGAGAGUGCAGAGGCAGCAGAGUCCGAGGCAGCUCUUGAUGAGCAGCAGUGGAGUGGGGAGGAGCCCGAGCUGGACAGCCCCCAAGCUGAGCCCUUAGAGCAGGCAGAGGCCGUAGACGAGGCUCAGGAUGUUGACAUGGAGCCUGUGGAGGCGGCUAGUGCUGCCGCAGGAAGCUCAAUGGACAGAGAGGAGGAGAAGGCAGAGGAGGAGGAUGAGGAAGAUGAAGAUGUGAUUAAGAGGACAGAGGUACCAGAGGCUCGAGCUGCCAUCGAAUCAGUGGUGACAGUGGAAGACGACUUCAUCACCGUGGUCCAGACGAUCGAUGUGGCCGAAGAACCGGGGCACAGCGUUCGCUUCUCCGCCCCGCCUGAGGAUGAGGCUCUUUGUGUCUCGCAACAGAAAGAGGAAGAGGACGAAGAGGAGGAGUCGGUAGAGUUGGCCCAGGAAGCCGACCUGGAGGCCGCCAGUCUGGAGGAGGUGGCGGACGUUCCUGAAACCCCUGACUCCCCAGCAAGGGAGCCUCAGACCGUAGACACAGAGGGGCCGACCGAAAGCUACGACAGAGACGAGACCACGAUGGACGACUCCAUUCUGGACAGCUCCUGGGUUGACACUCAAGAUGAUAAGAGUAUGGCAACGGAGCAGAUUGAACCUUUGCCUAAGGUGCUCACGCCGGUGAGAAAGGCGGCCAUGGCGCAGAGCAAGCAGACGCAGCAACGAAAGAACGAGAAGCAGGAAAAGCCUGUUAAACCCAAGACCAAGAGUGGGAGGGGUAAAGGACGGAUCUCCACACCGGAGCGCAAACCUGUCCGCAAAGAACCGGUCUACAUCCCAAGAGAGGAGGUCAAGAAGAAAAAAGCUGUCAUAAAAAAGACUGAGCUGACCAAAAAAAUGGACACUCAGACUCAGUCCCCGUCCAAGAGGAACGUGAUGAAGCCGGCCGCUCGCCAGACUCGUCCCACACAGCAUCACUCCUGCCCCAGGAGGAGAGCCACAGAGGCCCUGCCAGACGGUCGUCAGCCGCUCAGUGUUGCCAGACAGUCUCGCGAUAGAGCAUCAGACGGCGGGUCACGGAGCCCGGCCAAGAGGUCGUCGGUGCCGCGGCACGCCUCCAUCCUGAGUCGCCGUGUUUACCACGACCAUGAGGAGAGCUCCACGUCCAUCACCAGCUCUGGUUCCACGGCUCCUCGUAGACCCACGUCGUUUCGCACUGAGAUGAGGGCAGAGCACAGGACAGGGCGAGCCCCGAGUAUGACAGCCACCGAAUCAGUGCGGUCCCGGUCGGCUCGCAGUGGCCACUCCACCCCUCGCACCCCCGGCUCCUCGGCGAUCACCCCCGGGACCCCUCCCAGCUACUCCUCGUCCUCGCGGACCCCCGGGACCCCGCGCUCCCUCAGUUUGAUUUCCGGGGAGCGGAAGGUGGCGGUGGUCCGCACCCCGCCGAAGUCGCCCGCCACCACGCCGAAGCAGCUCCGCAUCAUCAACCAGCCGCUGCCCGACUUCAAAAACAUCAAGUCCAAGAUCGGCUCCACGGAGAACAUCAAGUACCAGCCCAAAGGAGGCCAGGUUCUCAUCCCCAGUGUUAAGCUGGACUAUAGCCAUGUUCAGGCUAGGUGUGGGUCCCUGGACAGGAGGGGAUACUCAGCGGGAGGUGGAAACGUGCAAAUCCAGAACAAGAAGAUCGACUUGAGCCACGUGACGUCCAAGUGUGGCUCUCUGGACAACAUCCAUCAUCGGCCAGGCGGCGGGAACGUGCGCAUCGAGAGCGUGAAGCUGGACUUCAAAGACAAAGCCCAAGCCAAGGUGGGUUCCUUGGAUAAUGCUCACCACACUCCUGGUGGAGGUCGCUUCACGAUCGAGAGCCACAGGUUGACGUUCCGCGACCACGCCAAGGCCCGGGUCGACCACGGCGCCGACAUCGUCAUCCAGUCCCCCGGCCUGUCCGGCCUGGAGUCUCCCCACCGCCACAGAGACAGCCACCUCUCGUCCUCCGGCAGCCUGAACAUGACCGAGUCGCCGCAGCUGGCGACCCUGGCCGAGGACGUCACCGCCGCUCUGGCCAAGCAGGGUUUGUGAACUCUGGAUCCCUCUGGAUCUGCUGCUCUGCGUCUCCGACGUCCACCAAUCAGAUCCCCUCAAACUGGUCCUGCCCUCCUCUGGCACCCCAAGGCUGACUGGUUGCUACUACUUACUACUACUAGUACUACUACUACUGCUUCUACUUCUCCUAGUACUACCACCUCUACUACUCCUACUACUCACCUUAACCACAGCCUCUAAACAUCUUUACUUCAAGAUCCGUCACUCAACUUUAAGUAGAGACUCAAAUUAGGAGCUACUGUACUUUGGUCCUCUUUAUUCUGUUUUCUAUUUAUUUAAAAAUCCAGAUGUUGCUCUUUCUGAUUCGUUCUGUUGACCUCGACCUCUUUUGAACGAUGUUGCCUAGAAUAGUUCCGUCUGAACUGCUGUUCCUUAAAACGAUGUGGCGUGUGUAACUUAUGAGUGGGGACCGUUGUUCGGGCUCGUUUGGUCCCCAGUCGGUGUUUCCGAAGAAGCUACGGUCUUUUUUUUCUACUUUAAAUUGGAGGAAAUGUGACCAGUGCACCAUGCCGCACGUAUUGUUCUUGCUCCAUAAAAAGUGCAUGGACACCAAACUCCCCCCCCCCCCCCCCCCCCCGCCCCCGCCCUCCCAACCCCCUUAACAAAUCAAGCAUCCUUACUGCAAGUCAUUCCUCUCAUCCGAUAUAUAGUAUAUUUAACAAAUAUAUAUAGAAACAUGUACAAAAUACAAGUUCUUUGCCAUCAACAUGUCCUGAAAACAUUUUAAAAGUGAAACGACACUAUGGCUAUAAAAUAUAAUUGUAAAAUUGAAUUAAUGCAAGACCUAGGUCAUGUUAUGACGAGCAUGUAUGGAUUCUAAUAUCAGAAGAGGCUAUUUUGUAUUU
Molecule: messenger RNA, 3930 nt
Organism: Salarias fasciatus (jewelled blenny)
Lineage: Eukaryota; Metazoa; Chordata; Actinopteri; Blenniiformes; Blenniidae
Gene: map2
Product: microtubule-associated protein 2
Exons: 20
Coding region: 338-3061 (907 amino acids)
Biological process (GO): neuron projection development; microtubule cytoskeleton organization
Cellular component (GO): neuron projection
Molecular function (GO): microtubule binding
Source: RefSeq, a predicted model, not a curated record